Messenger RNA from Coniophora puteana RWD-64-598 SS2, 2198 nucleotides. RefSeq lists its product as uncharacterized. Bases 55 to 2028 code for a protein of 657 amino acids. NCBI's taxonomy places the organism in Eukaryota, Fungi, Basidiomycota, Agaricomycetes, Boletales, Coniophoraceae. The record is from RefSeq and is a predicted model, not a curated record. The transcript is spliced from 3 exons.
GGCGACGAGCAGACCAUCACUCCAUCACUCCCUUUCCACCUACCUUGACAUCGUAUGCCAUCUAUACUUUCACCAAUGCUUCCAUGGAUGGGCUCCAAUCUUUCUGAGCCUACCAUGACACCCCAUCGGGCCCCGGAAGCCCAACGGCGGCCCCGCUCGCCUGAGAUCAUUGACGUCGACCUCCUCGAUGACGAAGACGUCGCCCCUAGAAGGAGCACAACCCGCCCAUCCAGCCCACGAAGGCGGAGAGUAAACGAGGAAGGCAGGAGUAGAGGUGUCUCGAGGAAUGGCUCGGCGCUUCCCGAUGAUGCGGACGUGGUCAUUCUCGACGACGGCGGGGACUCAGACGACGAUGUACAGUUUAUGGGAAUGUCUUUCAAUCCACAGCGACAGCGCCAACAACAAAGGAUCCCCCGUCGAACCAUCUUCUCUCCUCCACCUCCCAACUCACGUGGCUCCGUCCCACCCGUACCGCCCGUCCCAGCCCAUUUCCGGCGACGGGACAUCCAGCCUCCGAUGCGCCGCCAUCCGCCACCCUUCCCCAAUGACGUGAUCGUCGCACACGACGACCCUCUUCCCUUUGAAGCCAACAUCCGUGCUCCCGCCCCGAACAGUAAUGCCGGCAGGGCCCCGGCCGCUGCACCGCGGUCGCACCACACCCCGACGAUGGGUCUCGGUGGCGCACUUAUUGCUCGCGAGAGGCACGAGCGUUAUCGCCCCGAGCCUGCAGGCGUCGAGCAAGAGGACAUGCCGCGCAACGCCCUGCUCCGCGUCGGCCCGCGCGUGCAACCGGGAUGGGGCUAUGACGAUCGAGCGUUCGCCAUUGGCGGCCCGUGGGGACGCCACGCGGACCCACUCUUUGGCUUCGGCUCGGACGAUGAGGAUGAUCCUGAUUGGGACCCAGAGGACGUAGGCGGAGCGGAUAGAUUCUUUCCUCAGGCGAUGGGCGACAUCGACGCGCUUGCAGCGCAUGACGCCGCCAACUCGUUUGGAGGAUGGGAUAGACCCCGCUGGGGUGGAUGGGGAUGGCCUGGUGUCUGGGGAGGAGGCGCCGGGCUGUUUGGAGGUCGGGAGAGGGCGAGGGAGAAGGAGCCCGAGUAUCUCCCGGAGUACACGCACCCCAAGCGGUUACCUGCAGCAUUUACGGCGGAUUUUGCGCCGCCUUCGCCUGAGGAGGUUAAGCCGGACGUCAUCGUGGUCCGUGACUCGUCGCAUUCGCCUCGGAUAUCUCGGGCCCGGCCGGGAGCGAGUGCGAGCUCAAGCGCGCAGAAGCUCGAGGAGGAGGCUCCAAUUGCAGGCGGCAUGACACUCGUGUGCCCUCGAUGUCGCGACCCGCUUGCGCUUGGGAGCGCGGACACGGGCGCGAAGCGUGAGCGGAGUAGGCUCUGGGGCCUGCGUUGCGGUCAUUUGCUCGAUGGCAAGUGCGUCGACGAGCUUUCUCACCCUCGGGCACCCACUCCUCCCCCAUCUGCGACCCCGCCUGUGAUCGUUCGCCCUGAUCCGAAGGGCAAAGGCAAGGCAAAGGCCACUGACACCGAUAUGGCGAACACGUUCGACGCCUCCACGUCGGUGCGCAUGCCUGGAGCGUUUACCUACAACGAUGCGCCGCCGCCGCCGUACAUCCACGACCCUUACGAAUCCAAUCCCAUUCGCUCCCGCCUGCGCUCUCAUAACUCACACCCCCACUUUGGACCCGGUGCAUCAUCUUCGUCACAACCUUCAAUCCCCGGUCCUAUCCCCGCACCACAUCAAUAUCCGUCCGUCCCCUCCACGCCCACAUCACGCCGCACUGCCCAACACCCCACUGAGCCCCCGGUCCGGGCCUCGACGCGGCGUGGGCGCACGCGUCCUGGACCCGGUCGCGGCCGCGGUGGCAAGGGAAAAGGCAAAGCGAAAGGUCCGGUCGUCGAGGCUGAGCACAGCUGGUGCUGCCCCGUUGCUGGGUGUGGGCGCGAGCAUCUCUCGCUCAAGAUCGAUGGGCGGUGGGUGCCCGAUGUGCGGAGGGGAGCUAUUGGCGUUUACGUCUAGUGGAUAUUGCGCUUCGUCGGUCGCCGUGCUCGAUCGUUUUUUUGCUCGGCGUUUUUUUAAAAUGUUUUCCUCGCAUGGUAUCAUAUUGCAUACAGCAGACAGAUACGGUUCCGCACGCCUUUUUGGGAGACGCGACGCUUGGACAUCUCCGAAAUAAUAGAAUGUGCUUG